Messenger RNA from Paramecium sonneborni, 930 nucleotides. Lineage: Eukaryota; Ciliophora; Oligohymenophorea; Peniculida; Parameciidae. The record is from the annotation of a GenBank genome assembly.
AUGGCAAAUUAUAUGAUUAAAUAGGUUUAAUAAUUUGAAUAAGAACAUAAAAGUUUGGUUCCAAUGAUAUACUAGAUUUUGAGUAGUUUUUUCUUCGCAUUAAAUCAUUUUAGUGUGAAAUUAUUUGAUGGGAUUCCAGUGACAUAAAUAAUAAUUUGGAGAUGUGCUUUAACAUUUAUAAUAAUUAGAAUGAUGAAUGAAAUAUUACCAUUAUAAUCAUAUCCAUAAAAGAAGAUAAUGAAUAAAUUAUUAUUAAGAGGAGCAAUAGGAAUGUUUGGUUUUUUGGCUUGUUUCAGUUCAUUAAAAUUGGUAGCAGUAUCAGAAGCAGUAGUAUUAAUGAAGACAAAUCCAAUAUGGACUACUUUAAUAUAAGUAUAUAUAUAAAAGAAGGAGAAGAUAAAUAUGAGAACAGGAAUAGAGAUUAUAAGUUGUAUAAUAGGUGUAAUAUUUAUAACAAAGCCUCCAAUAAUAUUUGGGAAUGAGAAUUAAGAAUAUUCAUUAAUAUACUUGAUAGGACUAUGUUUGGCAUUAGUAACAGGAUUAGAGACAGCAAUAGCAUAAGUGAUUAUUAAAUCAUUAAAUAAUCAAGUUCAUUCAUUUGUGAUAUUACAAUACUUUUCAUUAUUCGCAGUAUCUGGUGCAGUAAUCUUUCAAUUGUAUUCCCCUUUCGAAGACAUGAGGUUUCUAUAAUUGAUGGAGACUAUCAUACUUUUGUUUAGUGGGUUUCUUGGUUGCUUAGGAUCUAUGUUUAUGAAUAGAGCCAUGAUGUUAGGUAAAAUAACAUAAAUGGCUCUUAUUAGUGAAACAUAAAUUGUCUUUAAUAUACUAUUAGAUUUACUUAUCUUAUAGUAGACUAUUGGUUUCUUUAGUUGGAUUGGAAUGGCCAUCAUUGCUGCUAGUCUUACAUCAAAUAUUAUGUAGAAAAACUGA